CUCACGAUGGAGUGGCUUUUUGGCAAAAAACUAACCCCUGAGGAGUUGCUGCGUAAAAACCAGAGAGCCCUCAACAAGGCAGUCAGAGAUUUAGACCGUGAAAAACAAAAGAUGGAACAGCAAGAAAAGAAGAUAAUUAACGACAUUAAAAAACUGGCUAAGGAGGGGCAGAUGGAUGCAGUGAAAAUAAUGGCCAGAGAUUUAGUGAGAACAAGGCGAUAUUGCAAGAAAUUCAUGCUGAUGAAAGCCAACAUCCAGGCAGUGUCGCUUAAAAUCCAAACCCUGCGAUCACAGAAUGCAAUGGCGCAAGCCAUGAAAGGAGUGACGCGUGCAAUGGCCAGUAUGAAUCGCCAAUUAAACCUGCCGCAGAUUCAAAGAAUAUUGCAAGAGUUUGAGAAACAGUCCGAGAUAAUGGACAUGAAAGAAGAAGUCAUGAACGAUGCAAUUGAUGACGCCAUGGAGGGCGAUGAUGAUGAGGAGGAAAGUGAUGCGAUUGUCAAUCAAGUAUUAGACGAACUAGGCUUGCAGCUUAAUGACACGUUGUCUGGAUUGCCUCAAACUGCGGGAGUUUUACCUGCAGCCGGGAGCAAACAGCCUGCAGCUGCUGCUGCAGUAGCAGGUGGCGGUGGUGGUGGUGGUGCAGCUGCUGGAAAUGGUGGAUUGUCUGAUGCGGAUGCCGAUCUUCAAGCCCGACUUGACAACUUACGAAGAGAGUGAUGUAGACUUUAGUUUAAGGAUUAUUAUUUUAACAAUUAUUGAAAUACUGAUAAUAAAUUUGUUAUAUAAAGUAUGUCUGUUUGGAUGUUCAGAAGACCAUUGAAAACAGCAAAUGUACUGAUAUUGAUUUUUUUCAAAUUUUCGCUUAACGAGCUUACAAUUUGAGGCUGGCUGAAUCAUUCUGUCCUCAGCGGACAAUAUAAAUAUUAUGUUUAGGUUAUUUCUACAGAUAUAUUUAAUAAAUGUUACUACUUCAAAUUCAAGUGUU
Molecule: messenger RNA, 985 nt
Organism: Dendroctonus ponderosae (mountain pine beetle)
Lineage: Eukaryota; Metazoa; Arthropoda; Insecta; Coleoptera; Curculionidae
Gene: Vps2
Product: charged multivesicular body protein 2a
Biological process (GO): endosome transport via multivesicular body sorting pathway; late endosome to vacuole transport; protein transport
Cellular component (GO): multivesicular body; ESCRT III complex
Source: RefSeq, a predicted model, not a curated record